This is a messenger RNA of Emericellopsis cladophorae, 2391 nucleotides long. RefSeq names its product putative transcriptional regulatory protein-like protein. Lineage: Eukaryota; Fungi; Ascomycota; Sordariomycetes; Hypocreales; Bionectriaceae. The coding region runs from base 1 to 2391 and encodes 796 amino acids. The record is from RefSeq and is a predicted model, not a curated record. Gene Ontology annotation, molecular function: zinc ion binding; DNA-binding transcription factor activity, RNA polymerase II-specific; DNA binding. Gene Ontology annotation, biological process: DNA-templated transcription; regulation of DNA-templated transcription. The transcript is spliced from 6 exons. Gene Ontology annotation, cellular component: nucleus.
AUGAACCUGUCAGUCAUGGGUCUCGAUAUGCCUGGCCAGUUGCCUUUCAUCCAGCAGCCAACGUCCGGUGUCGCCAAUCCGUCCGUGACCCAGCCCCAACCAGUUCAGCAGAUGCAGCAGUCGACCCAGGUCCCUGCUGCGAAGCGCCGUCGUACGGCCUCUGCUGUGGUGUCCAAUUGCUGUCGCACUUGCAGGCUGCGCAAGGUCAAAUGCGAUGGAAAUCCUGGAGACGGGGGCCCUUGCGCAAACUGCGCGCGACUCGAACUUGCCUGCCCAUUCAUGUCAGGCCCCUCCGUGCCCGGACCCCCAGAUAAGAUUGCGCGGGUGAAACCCUCGAGCAGUCACACGGAGGCCGGUACUAUUCGCAAGAGAGCCCAACGUGCGUGUAGCCAGUGCCACACCCAAAAGACCAAAUGCUCCGGCGACCUGCCCCGUUGCAAGCGUUGCGAGACUGCUGGCUUGAACUGCGAGUAUCUGCCGCCGAAGCGCAAAUUCGCAAAUGAGGGUACUUUUGAUCCACCCACAGCUGCGGCGUUAUGCGCGCUCACUACCUUCUUCGUCAAUCCGGAUUUCAACUCCUCUCAGGAGUUUGGCAUGAAGUGCUGCGAUGAGGUUGAGUUCUACAUAUUCCGCAACCUCCACAAGUUCUCGGAGCGGGUCCUCCUGCCAUACGCGCUCAUCUUGUGCUUCAACUUUUUGAACGGCUCAUUUGCCAAAGUUUGGCAAUGCUUUGGCCUCGCAACGCGAUUCAUGACUGGACUGCAGCUGAAUUGGGAGGUCUCUUCGCGUAACAAAACAUUCCAGCAGCAGGAGCUGGGACGGAGGCUUGCAUGGCAAUUCUUCGUAAUGGACCGGCUGUUGGCGGGUGGCUACGAGGAGUACAUAUCGUGUCGCGCGGAUAUCAUGAAGAUCCGCCUGCCUUGCGAGGAGAGCGCGUUCUGGGAAAACAAGCCGAUAUUGGCGGAGCGAUUGACAGACAAGAACGCCAAAGCGCAGGGCGUUGGGUUCCAUGGUCUGACUGUUCGGCUAACCGAUCUGAUCCAUCGGAUUCAAUGCUGGACGAAGCGACUGUCCUCCAAAACCACACUCGAGCCCUCCAAGGUCAUGGAGGAUAUCAACAAUUUCCAGAACGAGCUCACCCGUUUCCACCUCUGCAUACCCGAUGAUAUCAGGCUUAGCGAUCAAAGUAUUGCCAAGUACAUCGCGUCCCCAGAGAAAGUGGGCUACGUUUAUCUGCAUACGCACCUGUCGGUCGGCCACAUCGACCUGUACAGGUUUGCUUUGCCCGGUAUCAUCGACCCUAAGAAGAAUGAUAUUGUCCAGAGGCUACCCAAGGACUUUGUCGAAAGAUCGAAAAAGCAGGCUAUCGCUCACGCGCUGUGUAGCGGUCGCUUUUGCAUCGCUAUACAGAAGGAGGCGGAAAAACAUCCGUACACCGGCAAAGGACCGGUGGCAGGCGAUUGCACCAUUCCUCACAUGGCAACGCAAACUCUCCGCGUCUUAUUGCUUGCGAUACAGCAUCGCAUUUAUGACAACUUGACGCAGGAUACCACUGCACCCCUUUGGCGUUUCGAAGACCCAGACGAAAAGUACAUUCGCCGACUCAUCGAGGAUGGGCUGUUCAAGGUGUCCGAGCCAUGGAAGCAUAUCUUGAUGACUUGUUAUCAGGCACAUACUAACAAUAUGGCCAUGUUUGAGGAGUUCAACAAGACGCAGAAGUUCGCGGAUCAAAAGGGCACCGUUGGUUUUGUUGGCUCCAAGGCUCCAUCAGGCGACAGCCGGCUCCCCGGGCCGCACUACAUUCUUGAAAAUGCGUCGUUUGGCGUCGUGGAGCAGGAGAAGCGCACGCGCGCUGGUGAUGCCGCAACAGCAGACCGCUGGUUCAAGGGUCCACAGCAGGAGAAAGCUUCAUCGCCCGCCUUGAUGCCUACACCAGGCGACUUUGAUGCUACCUAUGGGCCGCCUGGUCUGCCCCUGUUGCUGGCAGUAGGCCGCGACGCAACGGCAGAGCACAGCACCGGUCAGCCCAUGCCCGAACACAACAUCUACGACAUGCCUCGGGAGACGACGAUGCCCACGCAGGAUAAGGCGUGGCUGGCCCCGGGCUACUCUGACUCAGUCAAUGAUCAGUACCUGGGUGCAAGCGGCGCGAGUGGUGCAGGCGGCCCUGGGUCUCUUCCCAUGAUGCAACAAAUGGAUGCCCCUGAGCUGGCCAUGGUGUUUCCCCCUCCGCAAGCCGGGCAGCAGCUUCCGAAUAAAUCACGCACAACCAAUGUGUCAGAGCAGUAUGUGCCGCCACAACAAGGUGUCUUCAUGAACGGAUAUCCUGCAGGGUAUGGGGACGGCGGCGCGUCAAGUGGCUACAUGCAGCAGCCGCCGAACUUUGGAUGA